CUAUUUGUGUUGUUGUUGUUGUUGUUCGGGAACAGCUAAUAUAAACAUAUUUAUUUAUUUGUUUAAGAAAAAGAUUCCUUCCACACAAUAUUAUUGAUCGUUUACUAGAUGAAUAUUUGAUUAUUCAAUAUAAAUUUAGUGUUUAAUUUGUUCAGAUAGUUGUUGGUCCCUUUGUUUACAGAAAUAGCCACAGAAUCGUUUCAGAACAAUGUUUCUAGUGUGAGAUUGGAGCCAAAACAACUAUCUAAAAAUGGUGAAGAUCGCAGUAUUAGGAUGUGGUGUAUUGGGCAUAAAAAUCGCAGGUGAAAUGGCAUUUCAUGGUCAUCGAGUUAAGAUCUUUUCAACAGACCUGAAAUCAUUAAACUCAGUUUUCCUGAGAAUGGAAGAAGACAAGAGACAGCUGAAACAUGAUGGGAUCCUCAUGAACAAAAAUUUUGUGGGCCCAGUGCUGUGUAUGGCGAGGCUAGAGGAGACAGUCAGUGAUGCUGAUUUCAUCUUCGAGGCCAUUCCAGAGGACAUGGAGCUGAAGAAGGAUCUCUUUGAACGUGUUUCACAUCUUUGUAAGUCAUCUGCUAUCCUCUGCACCAGCACACUGAGGCUAAAUACCACUGAUAUUGUGGAAAGAACUGUUGGAAAAGAGAGAACACUUGGGUUACGGUUCCUGUUUCCAGUGUACUAUAUUCCGGAGGUUGAGAUUACUCCUAAUAAAUACACGUCAGGACAGACCAUCGAAAAAGUGCGAGGCAUGCUAGAGAAGAUGGGGAAGACAUUGUUUUUUCGUUCUGGACCGGAACCACUGAUCCUGUCGGAGGAACAGAGAGAGGCACGACUAUCUGCAUAUCAAGACCAACUGAAGGCUAACUCAGGGGUGGGGCUGUUCCAUGUGAGCUCCAUCCCCAGUCUGGGGCAACACAGGGGUCAAGGUCAUGGGGUGGGGUCACACAGGGAGCAGACUGCACAGAGAGGCUCCACCAGCACUAUGGAAGUGGAAGUGGACUGCGCCAUCUGCAUGGACAAGCCCCGUGACUGCGUGAUGCGCCCCUGCCACCACAUGGUGACAUGCUACACCUGUGCAUCCCUGCUCAUCAACCGACGGGACGGCUGCCCCAUAUGCAGGAAGGACAUUAUUGAAAUCAUACGCGUCUAUAGUGGCUGACCAGAUUCAUAGGUGUCUAUAGUGGCUGACCAGCAUCAUAGGUGUCUAUAGUGGCUGACCAGCAUCAUAGGUGUCUAUAGUGGCUGACCAACAUCAUACAUAUCUAUAGUGGCUGACCAACAUUUUUGAAAUCAUAAGCAUCUAAAGUGGAUGACGGACUCCAGUUGGGCAUUAGACAGUUUCAAACUAUUAAUGUGUGUGUAUUUCAAAGUUAAAUUAGGUCCUGUAGUACCUGAGGCUGCUUUAUCUGUAGGCACGGAUCCUGCCUCAGCACUCCUACCUUAUUAACUUAUUAGAUUCACAAUAAUUGGGAACAUAUUUUCAAUUAUAUCUGUAAUUUCUAGCUAUAUCUAGUUGUAAUGGAAAGUUUUCAAUUUUGGUGUGGUUUUGUGUUAUGGGGGGAAGUCGGAGUUCCCAAAAGAAACCGCACCUGUUUUCUAUGGUUCCUCAAUCAGACUCACAUUCAGGUGUAUUGUAAGGCGUUUACCUUGUUUGUUUUCUGUUUGCAAUGGCAUACUUACCGUAUACUACAACAUGAGGUGUAUGGGUAAUUAUCUUGGUAAAGAAACAUGACUCUGCAAUGCACUUGUGAAUUGAAUAGUAUUGAUUUGUGUCCCUUUAUCGUUUUUCAUUAAGGUCCAGUUUACUGUGAUCUACAACUGACCUAAAUAUUGUUUUUAUCAAAAUAAGCCAAGUGUGAAGGACAGAAUAGCCAUUUUGGUUGUUAUAAGCAGAUGUCCUUUUCUUUGUAUGUUAUUUGACACACAACUUUAAAUUCUGGCACUUUACCAAUUCUAUGCAUUUACCCUUGCAAGGUGGUUAGUUCAGCUUUUAUCAUGUUUUAUGUUUAAUGAACUGUUCUGUUCAUCUUUAUUUGAUUGGUCACAUGCCUUAAAGACAACCAGUUUUUAACAAGAAUCGAUCUCCUGAUUUUUAUAAUGGUUCUGGAGAGUGAUUAUUCAUUAUAUUGCAUGAAUACUUUUUGCGGAGAUUAUUUGAGUGUUUCACAGGAAACAUAACUCUUUCAUAGAUUUUCAUUGAAUUUAUGACGUGCACUUUUCUGAAGAGCCAUGAUACUUAUUUCUGAUGUAGGAAGAUUUUUUAAACUAAAGUGAGGUACUUUAUGGGAAAACUGGGCUUAAUGCAUUUUUUGUAAAGUUUCAUACCAGGUUAGCCUGUGUAGUAUGUAUGGGCUAAUCAUGGUAGACACUUUCCACCCUGACUGGAUUUUGUUACAAGAGACUUUCUGUAAACAAAAAAUUCCAUUAUUGGGAAAAUAUUGUCCCUAAUUAGCCUGUGCAGACUGCACAUGUUAAUCUUGGACAACAUAGUACGCACAUGCACUAAGCCCCAUUGUCCCAACGGGAGGCUUACAUUCUGUGAGCUUUUUACCAAGGAUAGUUACAACUAAAUAAGCGAUGUUUGAAACGUUUGUUAGAAGAUUCUUGCAGAAUCAUGGAUAACAUGAUAGUGUAUUUUACUUAGUUUUUUUGUAUUAAAAUUCUUUAUUUCAAUUA
Molecule: messenger RNA, 2673 nt
Organism: Dreissena polymorpha
Lineage: Eukaryota; Metazoa; Mollusca; Bivalvia; Myida; Dreissenidae
Product: peroxisomal bifunctional enzyme-like
Exons: 8
Coding region: 251-1156 (301 amino acids)
Biological process (GO): fatty acid metabolic process
Molecular function (GO): NAD+ binding
Source: RefSeq, a predicted model, not a curated record